Venustampulla echinocandica is the source of this 321-nucleotide messenger RNA. RefSeq lists its product as uncharacterized. Gene Ontology annotation, molecular function: chorismate synthase activity; FMN binding. The coding region runs from base 1 to 321 and encodes 106 amino acids. Gene Ontology annotation, cellular component: cytosol. The transcript has a single exon. NCBI's taxonomy places the organism in Eukaryota, Fungi, Ascomycota, Leotiomycetes, Helotiales, Pleuroascaceae. Gene Ontology annotation, biological process: chorismate biosynthetic process; aromatic amino acid biosynthetic process. The record is from RefSeq and is a predicted model, not a curated record.
AUGCUUGCGCAUGCUGUGCUGAGCAUCGCCGCCUCCAAAGCCUUCGAAAUCGGCUCUAGAUUCGUUGGUUGCGAAGUCGCAGGCUCAAUCUGCAACGACCCCUUCAUAGUUGCGCCAGAAGUCCCUCCCAUGGAGACAGGCGCAGCGAAAAACGGUGUUCCCAGACCGAAACUCACCACGAAGACGAAUAACUCUAGUGGUAUCCAAGGAGGUAUUACCAACGGGCAACCCAUCUAUUUACGUGUUGGAUUCAAUCCUCCUGCUACCAUCGGCCAGGCACAACAGACUGCUACCUAUGACGGUGAUUCAUCUGGGGUUUAG